Molecule: messenger RNA, 3428 nt
Organism: Copidosoma floridanum
Lineage: Eukaryota; Metazoa; Arthropoda; Insecta; Hymenoptera; Encyrtidae
Gene: Hira
Product: histone cell cycle regulator-like protein
Biological process (GO): DNA-templated transcription; regulation of DNA-templated transcription; chromatin remodeling
Cellular component (GO): chromatin; nucleus; HIR complex
Molecular function (GO): protein binding; nucleosome binding
Source: RefSeq, a predicted model, not a curated record
UGUGCUUCGCACUCCCCCGGCAAUAUACUUAAACUCUCGCGUCCCUGUUUUUUUUUGCUCUCGGUCGCUCGCGGAGGAGAAGCAAAAGGCGCGGAUUGUACGUACUACUUGUGGUAAUAAUAUGGUGCUUAGAGAUCGAGGUAGUGCGUGUGUGGUAAUUCUUCUCCCGGGAUGAUGGUGCGAGAUAAGUGUGAAAAGUGAAAUAGGAUUGGAUUGAUGGUUAUGAAGAGGAGAAAUGCCGCUUUCGGAAGGUUUGGAUUAACAAGAUAUCGGGUGUACUCCGUUGGAAAAAGCUGCGUUUUCGAGGAGAAGCAGCUGCAGUGACGCCGGGCCGCGCGUUUGUUUCAUAUAUUUUAUAUCUUAACUGUGUAUUUAUUACCAACAUUUUUAGCAGUGUCGAGGUUUGAAGAGAAGCUUUGAAUUGUGUUUAAAUACAAAAAAUUUUCACACAUGAAAUACGAUGAGACUCGUCAAGCCUAACUGGGUUACUCACGAUGGAUCUCCCAUUUAUUCCGUGGAUAUACAUCCGGAUGGCAAAAGGUUUGCCACCGGCGGGCAAGGUGGAGAUUCCGGUAGGGUAGUCAUUUGGAAUCUCGAGCCAGUGCUGAAUGAAGAGGCAGAAAACAACUCAAACAUUCCAAAGAUGCUGUGCCAGAUGGACAAUCAUUUUGCAUGUGUAAAUUGUGUACGAUGGAACAGUUCUGGCAUGUUAGCAUCAGCUGGCGAUGAUAAAUUAAUUAUGUUAUGGAGAUUGGCAGUUGGAGUUGGAGUUAGUACGUUAUUUGGUGCUAAAGCUGGUGUAGAAACAUGGAGAUGCAAGUCAACUCUACGUUCGCACUCGGGUGACAUAUUGGAUCUAGCAUGGGCUCCCCACAAUCCAUGGCUGGCUUCAGCUUCAGUUGAUAACACUGUCAUUGUGUGGGACACAUCCAAAGCAACCAUAGUAGCUAUUUUGAAAGGCCAUAGUGGCUUAGUGAAAGGUGUAGCUUGGGACCCUAUUGGAAAGUACUUAGCAACUCAGUCGGAUGAUAAGACUUUGAGAGUUUGGAGAACAAAUGACUGGGGCCAAGAAUCUCUGAUCACGGAGCCUUUUGAAGAAUGUGGCAGCACUACUCACGUCCUCAGGUUAUCUUGGAGUCCGGACGGUCAGUACUUGGUGUCUGCUCAUGCCAUGAAUGGAGGUGGGCCCACUGCUCAGAUCAUUGAUAGAGAAGGUUGGAAACAAGAUAAGGAUUAUGUUGGUCACAGGAAAGCGGUCACAUGCGUUAAAUUUAAUAACAAUAUAAUGCAAAAACCAACGAACCGAGGGGAAAAAAACGAGGAGAAGAAAACAAUGAGAUUCUGUUGUGUGGCGAUAGGCUCACGCGAUCGUUCAAUAUCCAUCUGGUCAACGCCCUUGAAACGUCCUUUAGUUGUUAUAAACGAAGUGUUUUUGUCUUCAGUGUUGGAUCUUUCGUGGUCGUCAUGUGGUAUGCGUCUGUGUGCUUGUUCUAUGGAUGGAACUGUCGUUUUUAUGGAAUUCUCAAGUGAAGAGUUAGGAUGUCCUUUAGAUUCUGUCGAAGUGAUGAAUAUGAAAGAACGAAUGUAUGGAAAAAUAGCUCAAGGUGGCUGCACGAUUAUCGAGACACCCGAGCUCCUGCUACGCCAAAAUUCAGUUCCUGUGCCCUCUGCAGUCCCCGCGAACCCUGUGACUACAGAAUCGUUGUCGGUUUCUCAAUCUUUUACGAAUUGUGUAAAAAGUAUUUUGCCUAAUUCUGUGGUUCAAUCACCUGUUAAAGCACCUAUUGAUAAGCAAAUUGAAACUAGAAUGUCAAAUGGCAAGCGAAGAAUCACACCCAUGUUUGUACCUCCACCUCCAGAAACACUGGAUAGUGAACCAGGUAAAUCAGUUCCUACAGAGCCGUUCUCGAGUACCUCGCAAGCAAAGAGUACAAUAGUCAUUGAAAGGCGUGACGAAGUCGUGCGACCACCACAAUCAAACGUAAGCAAUAUCUCUAGUUUUUCGAGGAUAGAGGAACCUUCGACCUCUGCAGCAACGACGUCCGGCCCUGCGCUUACCCUAAAGCGUAAAGAUCCGAAAUCAUCGACGACGACGACGACGGAUAAUGACGCGGAGUCACAGAGUAAAAAGGCCAAAAGCAUACCUGUCGAGCGCAAUGGCCAUCCCGUGCUGUUUCCGUCGCUAAAACCCAAAGCGCCCAUCUCUUUGCACACGGGACACUAUACCGUCACGGUCAACAGCGACCACAACUUGUAUCACAUGCAAGUGUACGAAGAAACGAGUACCGAACGUCUGUGGGAUCAGUACUUUGGUUACGGGGUGACGGGCUUGGCAUCGACAACAGCCAUAGUAGCAGUGUCUCUGGAAGACGGCAGUGUACAUAUAUUUUAUACGACCAAAGGCGCCCGCGCUACACCGCCUCUGGCUCCGCCGUCGCCCAUUGCCAGGCUAGUUGCUGCUGGUAACAUGGUAAUGGUUAUAUCUUGUUACGGAGAUGUGCGAGUGUGGGAAAUAACUCAAAGUGCCUGUCGUCUAAUUUGUUCGACGUCAGCUGCACAUCUCGUCACUCCCGGGAUGUCGAUACUAAAUUGCACGCUCUACAAUGGUAUGCCUCACUUGGCGUUUACCAAUGCCAGAGCUUACGUUUAUCACAUAGAAAUGGGCACGUGGUUGUUGAUUGGCGACAGUCAAGAUCCAGUGUGGCGGUGGUCGGCAAUGAACGCUCUACACAACCCCGUGGUGAUGGGCAAUCGAAAAGCGAAUGGGCCUGUGGCUGUGCUUCAGGAAGGAUUAAAUCUAGUUGCCGGUAUGGUCAUGCCACCGUUGAAAAAUCCAAACAGUAUUCCGUGCAUAACAUCGUACUUGGAGCAACAGGUUCUUGUCUCUAAAAUUCUUGGCAGCUCUCACGAAUACGUCCAUUGGCUGUUGGCAUUUGCGACUUUCUUAGUAACGCAUGAUGGCUUGGAAAGCCGAUUGAGAAUAAUAUUGGACGAACUGUUAGGCCCAGCUCAUAGUACUGCUCACAAAAGCACCUGGGAUCCUGAUAUUUUGGGUGUAAAAAAGCAUGCCCUCUUGGAGGACAUAUUGAAAAUCAUGUCCUCGAAUUUGCGCUGGCAAAGACUGUAUGUCGAGUACAACGAACAACUGGAGGAAAUAAAGAAGUUAUGAGAAAGUGCUGGGGAUGAUGGUGAUGAUGAAAUACUUUCUAAAUACUUACGAGACAGCAGAUAUUUUGGAACAAGAGAUUUGUACAUUUUACGCAACUGUUGAUGGACAAAACGAUAAUAAGAUUGUACAAAGUUUGAUAUAAAAAUGAAGUAAUAAAUUAUUUUCAAUUUUUACGUCUAAAUGUGUCCAGUAAUGGAAAUUUUGUAUUACAAUCGAUGAUGGAUAAAUGUAAAAUAAGAGACGCUUUUAUUUUUUAACG